AAUAUAAAGAAGCGGGGCAUGUUUUCAUCUAGUUCUUAUGUUAUGCUUAGUGAAACCUUUUAGUAAAACUUAAGUAGAAAGCGGCCACAGAUCUCCUCUGCCUGACUAUGAGUAAGUCUCUGAUCUGUAUAGUGUCGGUAUCCUUCAUCUGAGCGCACGCGUCUCCUCCAGUCUCUCCGCGCGCAGGGAGUAACUCCUCCUUUCGCUAUUUCUCUUGUACUCGCAUGGGCAUUACCACAAGCUUCGGAAAUCGAAACAUGUAGACCGACAGAUUUUAGGUCUUGAGAACAAGUUUUUAGUCCCUUUGUGUGGAAAUAACCGGAGGAGAGAUGGUGUGAUCGAGCGCUCGUCUCCAGACCUCUCUCCAAACAGGCUACAGACAUUCGCUGAAGAGUUUGAUGGAGAUCGGGUCGGAUGACAGCGGGAACUGUGGUUAUAACCGGAGGAAUUCUCGCCACGGUGAUUCUCCUGUGUAUCAUUGCCGUGCUCUGCUACUGUCGACUUCAGUAUUAUUGCUGUAAGAAGAAUGGAUCCGAUCCAGAUGCUGUUUGCCCACAGCCCCAGUUUGCCUGCAACGCAUGCAGCACAUCCAGGAUGGGCGGGGCCGCUUCCACCCCGCUCUCCCUGUCACCGGAGCUCACGCCCCCGCAGAGCUUCUGCCCCACCUGCUCCCCAUACAGCUCUCCAUUCUACAUCAGCACCACGGGCGAAACACGGAACGGGGCCGAACGCACCGCUUACAUGCCGUCCCUGUCUCUCACCCUUCCCUCUCUGCACAGCCGGCCGGACCUCUACUCCAACACACGUGCCAUAAGCACUGAUGUCUGAUCAUUGACGUCCUCCGAAGACACCCUUAAUGUUGUAAAAACAGAGCGAAUGGGGACCAAAGGACAGCCAGUACUCAGUUUUUACAUUUUAUUUGUCUAGCAGUAAAUUGAAGUCAAUAAUCCUAUAUAAUGUUUUAUAGAAACUGAUACAAAUUUGUUCUUCCUGAUUUUAUUUGACUCUAAUUAACACUGAAAAAUGUUAUUAGUCUGUGUUUUUGUCUUGUUUGUAAAUCUGAGCAUAUUUAAAACAAGGUAAACGCACUUGCGAAGCAGAGUUGUGCAAGAUAAGGCUUGUUUUUCAUCUUGAAUGAGUUUUUCAUGUUUAAUA
Molecule: messenger RNA, 1155 nt
Organism: Sinocyclocheilus grahami
Lineage: Eukaryota; Metazoa; Chordata; Actinopteri; Cypriniformes; Cyprinidae
Product: protein FAM163A-like
Exons: 3
Coding region: 415-828 (137 amino acids)
Source: RefSeq, a predicted model, not a curated record